This is a messenger RNA of Rhodofomes roseus, 2167 nucleotides long. RefSeq lists its product as uncharacterized. The transcript has 8 exons. NCBI's taxonomy places the organism in Eukaryota, Fungi, Basidiomycota, Agaricomycetes, Polyporales, Fomitopsidaceae. The record is from RefSeq and is a predicted model, not a curated record. The coding region runs from base 40 to 2016 and encodes 658 amino acids.
GGUGAGUGCUGCAGUCACCGCGUAGAUGGCCGUAUACUGAUGGAGUCAGUAGAACAUGUCGAAUUGCCAGAAAGCCCGACCGAUGUUGAAGCAAUGCACGAAGCGCUCAGGGCAGCAGAUAGGCGCACUCCAGCGGUUCCUCGUGUUCCAACUCAGAGGCCCACAGGGGAACCGCUUGGACACGACUAUGCAGCGACAGAAGACUCGGUGCCAGUUCGGGUCCCCCCGCCUGCCUCCGAAGCUGCUUUCCCCGAGCAUGAAUACGCGGAGCAGCCGCCCGAUGAGCACUAUGUCCCACCUCCAGGGGAAACAUAUGCACCCUCAGUUCCUCCAUCUGCCGCACCUUCAAGAAGGCCCACAUUCCGCCCUACUCCAUCCGAGGCUAUCGAGCGCUACAGAGAAUCUGGUCCUGGAGCUCUUGCCCUUGAGGACGCUGAACGUGAACGGAACGAACGGUUCGGAGAACUCGAGCGACAGAUGACUGACACCCUGGGGACUCUGGAGGAAGCUGAAACAGCUCGCGAUCAAGCAUUCCGAGGGAAUGAAGAUGACAGACAGCGCAUUUUCGAGGACCAUGAGGCUCAACGCGAUCAAGAGGCAGUCGAACGACGGGAUGCGAUGUGGAGAGAACUUGAGGACCGCUUGGCCAACAUCGUUCAACAGGUGCCUCUGCCGGUACCCCCGCCGCCUGAACCAGGUGCGGAACCUGAGGUUGCAGCACCUGAAGAAGAGCUCCCUCCACCAGAAGUGCCGGCAGAAGUUCCUGGAGAGCGACCGGCUGAUCUGCAGUCUGUUGUCGAGUCAAUUCGGUCUGUCGCACAAGACGCCGCUUCCCGACAUGCGCAGGAUAUCUUGGAGACUGUCCGUUUAGAACGCGAGGAGUUGAUGCGGGAGCGGGAGCUUGCCCAAGCCGAGCGCGAACGUGCACAAGCAGAAUCGGAAGCCGCUCGGGCACGUUACAACGAAGAUCGCGAGGCCCGUAUCCGUGCAUUGGAGGAGGAGCUUGCCGCUGUUCGUUCGGAACUCGAGAACGAGCGUCUGCUGCGCGCGACGGAGGAGACCGAACGUCGUGAGCGGGAGCGCAUCGAAACGAUGGAUCGCGAUGAAGCUAUGCGUGCCCAGCUCAGCGACAUCACGAAUCUGGUGUCUGAGCAACGGGACGAGCUUCAGCGCAAGCGCGAACUCACGGAGCAGCACUGGGCCGAGAAAGAGCGCUGGAUGGAGCAGUGCAAUGAUGCGAACGCGGAGUUGCGCCAGCUUGUUCAGCAAGUCAUCGAGGAGAGAGCCGUCGACAAGGCUGAUUGGGAUGCGGACAGAGAGGCGAGGGCCAAUGAUCCUUCCGUUCAGAGUGUUCUGGAUGAAAUGGCUGCGUUUAGAAACCAGCAAGAUGAACUACUCCGUCAGAUGGCAGACAGUUGGCGUGCAGACUGCGCUCGGCAACACGAGGAAACACUCGCCGCCGUUCGAUCGACCGCCAGCGAGCAAGUUCCCUUCAACAUCCAGGGUUACCUCGACGAGUUCAGUCGGUCGCUUGCUGCAGAGGUGCGAAUGCUUCUUGGCGAAGUCGGUAGGCUGCGAGAAGAGCGGCGCAACAUUCAAUACGAGCUCGGUUGUCUGCUGACGAUGAAAUCCAAGAUGGGGCCUGGAGGCGAGUUCGAUCCUGAAUGGAGGCCACCUACAGGCGCUUGCGCUCGCGACGGUCAACCAGCUGGACCCUCUGAGGCGCCACCGGAAGCGCCACCCCCGGAUGAGCCGCCACAACCUGCUCGUCCGGCAUGGCGUAGCGUCAUGCAACGUGGCUCUCGUCGAUCUCGCAGGUCUCAAGCUGCGCCACCUCCGCCUCCGGAACCUGUGCCGGAAGUCCGGCCACCGAUCGAGUCUUGGGCAACUUGGCAGCCUAACGCACAGUUCGUACCUACCCCGCCUCCAAACCCACCCACUACGCUGUUGGUGCCAGAUCAGUCUAGCCCAGGCUUGUUCGGGCCUCGCUCUCCUCGAUCCUCCAUUCAUCGAUGAUGCCCACGACUACGUUCUUGUUACUUUAACGCCUGACGACCUUGAUGCUGAUGGACUAAUGACCGCCUGGAUUGGAUCUACGUAUGCUGUAUGUACACUGAAUGUUAACAUGUCUUCUGCUUUCAAUCUAUUCGAUGCUUCAUGUCUGGUA